Molecule: messenger RNA, 1692 nt
Organism: Leptomonas pyrrhocoris
Lineage: Eukaryota; Euglenozoa; Kinetoplastea; Trypanosomatida; Trypanosomatidae
Exons: 1
Coding region: 151-1692 (513 amino acids)
Biological process (GO): cilium-dependent cell motility; axonemal dynein complex assembly; regulation of cilium movement
Cellular component (GO): axoneme; axonemal dynein complex
Source: RefSeq, a predicted model, not a curated record
GAAAAGUGAACAACAUCAGCAAUACCUCCCACUUACAAACACAGCGAAACAAGCAAGCAAGGCCAUCAUCAAGAAGUGAGGCGAAGACUUCCUUUUAUUGAUUACCUGACUCGAUAUUUUCUGACCUUCUUGUUCUUUUCUUUCUUCACGAUGCCGAUUAUUAAAAAAACAUCGAAGAAAAAGACUGGCAGGGCGAAGGUUCUUGACCCUGUAGAGAUGGAACGUCUUCGCGCUGCGGAGUCGGAGAAGCGGUGCCGUCAAUUGAUGCUCCUGCAAAGUCGACUUCGGGAGAUCGUGCAGGAGGAGAAGGAGAUGUCACGUGCCGUCAUCGGCACGAUUGAGGCGAGAUGGAUGAAAUUCCUACGUGAGUGCAAGCAGCGGGAGCUAGUGGCGGACAUUGAAAUUAUGCGUCGCACCUUUGAAGCAACGCUUGACCGCAAAGACGCCGCGUCCAAAGCGCUGUUUGAACAGCUAGACGUUGCGGAGGAGCAAUGCCGCCACGCGUUCCGCUCUCACGUAGACGUUGUGAACUCGCUUCUGGAGCUGCACGCCGCGCGAACAAGCGAGCUCGAGGCUGAACUGGAAAGCAACGUGGUUGAGCUGAAACACGACUUCGAGCAGGAACGAACGGAGCUGGAGCUGAAGCACAGAAUCGAGAUAAGCGACCUGCGACUUAUUUUGACCAACAUGGCAGCUGAGGCAGAGAUGCUGGACAAAAAACUGCAGGAGGAAACUUCCGAAAGCCGCGAAACAGCUGCUGAGAAGAUGGAGGAGGAGAAACGACAGAUGGAGGCGGACCUGAACAAGGUCGAGGAAGAAUUGCGGACUGAGCUGGACUCUCGCUACAAGAACUUCAUGUCUACAGCGCAGGCGAACAUGAAGGAGUACACCGAGAAGUCAAAGGAGGACCAAGAAACGACGGAGCGGAUUGCGGCGCAGCUCAAGAAGAUUGAAAAACUGCAGAGCAACGUCUCAUCGUGGCGCACCAACAUCGCGCGUAACGCGAAAGAGUGGGAGGCACGCAACGCCUCCAUCCAGGCAGAACGUGACGCCACACUUGCGCACCUGAAAAACCUCAAGGAAAAAAUGCAGCGCUGGCGGCAGCGACAGGCGACCGCGCUGGUAGAUCUGGUUAAGGAGGCGAACGCGACCGAGGAGGCUUUGCAGGCGACGACCAAACGAGCGCAGCGGCUUCUCCGCUUGGUGGAGUUGUGCAAGCCGUUGGAGACUUCCCGCGAGCAUGUACUGUUGCACGAGGCAAACAUUUCGACGGCAAACGUCGAGGCCGAAACUAAACGGCGGAUGGCCGCGGAGGAUGGCGCCGACGGCGCGGCAGGGGAAUUGGAGAGCGCCGGCGCGGCGCCUCCAGCCAACGAGCAGUGGCAACUGAUGGACCGCUUCUGGGUGAAGCACAACAAGGUUGUUCUCGACAACGCUGCUCUAUCGCAAGAGCGGGUCUUGUUGGAGCAAGAGAACAGAGGUCUCCAGGAGGUGCUCAAACAGUACCUGAACGAUGUCACCGUAAACGAUGAAGUGAUGCGGCAGAGCAACCCACUGCUGCGCACGCAGACUGUUGCCCCCAACGUAGUGCAAGCCGCCAACGCGCGUGGGGAGAGUCACGGGAACGGCUAUAAUGUUGUGGAGGCAAACAAGUUUGUUGCGGAGCAGACUCGACAAGGCGUUAGUCGUUAA